UUGCUCACUGAAAUCUUACUAUUAGCAAUUUUCACUAUUCAGAACGAACCGCAGCAGUUCGUACUAUUAAACGCUUGGAUCAUUGAGAGGUGGUAUGAUGAAUUCUUGUACUGGUCCCCUAUGGAGUACCAAAAUAUCACUGAAUUACGGCUACCGUAUGAUUCAAUUUGGUUACCGGAUACUACGCUUUACAAUUCGUUGGUAAUGAAGGACGAUGAUACUCGACGCCUUCUGAAUGCAAAGCUAACGACGGAUCGUGAACGGCGAGCAUCACUCAUUGAACUUCUUUAUCCUACAAUCUAUAAAUUCUCUUGUUUACUUGAUCUGCGAUUUUUCCCAUUUGAUGUACAGAAUUGUACAAUGAUCUUCUCGUCAUGGACCUAUGAUCAGACGGGGAUCGAUUACUUUCCAGCUUCGGAUGAGAUAUCGAUUGCUAAUUAUUUGGAAAAUGAAGGAUGGGAACUUUUGAAAACUGAAGUUAGUCGUCAUGAGGUGAAAUACAGUUGCUGUCCAAAUGCUUAUACUCUUCUACAUUUAACGCUUUACUUGAGAAGAAAACCGUUAUUCUAUUUGGUGAACCUGAUCAUUCCUACCUCGAUCAUCACACUUAUUGCUAUUGUGGGAUUCUUCACGACAUCUUCUGCCAGCGGAAUGCGUGAAGAGAAAGUAUCAUUAGGUAUUACAACGUUGUUAUCAAUGUCAAUCUUAAUGUUAAUGGUAUCUGAUCAAAUGCCUACUACGUCAACGUUCAUCCCUUUGAUUGGAUGGUUCAUACUUGCAAUGAUCAUGGUUAUCUCUCUCGGGACAGUAGUUUCGUCCAUCAUUAUUGCAGUUCAAAAACGAGGCAGUCUUGGAGAGAGACUUUCAAAACGGACGUUAAAGAUCGCCAAAAUGAUUGCGUAUUUCACUUGUACGGCUUUGCCAUCUCAUAUUGAAAAGGAGCAAAUGAUGGAAGCAUUCGAUGCUGUGACACCCACAGGGGAAUCAGUGAGGACGUUGAAGUCAGCUAUGGAUGCGUCGAAAAAGUGGAUGAGCCUUCGACGGCCCAAAAACGGUGUCGCCGUCGUAUCCGACAAAAGCACCGAUGCCCUGAUUCAGAUGGCGAACUCUGGUGCAGAAGAUGGACAAAUGACGGGUAUGACACCGGUGGCACCUCUGGUACCACCUGCAGCUAUCAUCGACGAUGAUCUUUCGUUACGAAGUGAUUUCUCAGCUGUACCACCAUCAGCACGGUUGCUUAAAACGAAAUCCAGUACCAGAUGUAAUGUAUUCAAGGAUUUAACCACGUCCAUUCGGCAUAAUCGGCAGUUGGCUGUGGCCGAAUUCGAAUGGCUGGCUACCGUCACGGAACGAACUUGCUUUGUAAUUUUUGUUCUAUGCUUCCUAAUUAUCACCAUAGGAAUCAAUAUGAUUGGCUACGUUCAUUGGAGCAAAGCAGAUCAACGAUGGAAAAAUCCGCUGCAGGGUUACAUGCUUCGGCGAGUCAUGAAGGGAUGGUGCACCACAGGAGGUUUACCUGGGUUCAUAGCUUAUCGCUUGGGCCAGGCAACGGAGCUUUUGGUUUCCGAAGGCAAUUUAACCAUUUUUGGACAUGUGUCUCUGUCUGAAGUGAUAUUCGGGACAUACCAAGGAUACUACAGGGUCUCCAAAGCAGACCUCGUUAGUUCGUUGCUGAUUAAUGACUCUGCUGCAAGUCCUACUCGAGCGACAAUCAUGCAAGAAGUUCCUCUCAUACGGCUCACUCGAGACCUUCUCAUGAAGGAUAGGUAUGAUGUUCGUGUUCGACCAAUUCACGACCACACGAAGCCACUGAAGGUUCACAUCAGUAUUUCGCUCUACCAGAUCAUCGAAGUGGAUGAACCGGCACAGAAUAUCAAGUUGAACGUGUGGAUGAUUCAAAAAUGGAAAGAUGAGUAUCUCUCAUGGGAUCCACGGGAAUACGGCAUGAUAAACUCGACGAUCAUUCCAUUCAGACAUCUAUGGAUUCCCGACACAUACCUUUAUAACAGUGUGAAGAUGAGUCGUGAUGAGACUGAGCGGUAUAUGAACAUCCAAGUCGAAUCGUUGCAUUGGAAAGGAGAAAACGGUUCACAAAUGUCAUUUCUCUAUCCGGCUAUAUACACGAUCACUUGCCGGCUCAACAUCAGGUUCUUCCCGUACGAUCGUCAGAAUUGUACGUUGACAAUAUCCAGUUGGACGAAUUCGAUGUCGGCAUUGGACUAUUAUGCAGAUCCUGAAUACAAGUACGCUUGCUGUGCGGAACCAUGGGCCAUUUUACAAGCAUCACUGGUGAUUCAACGAAAGCCGCUCUAUUAUAUAGUCAAUUUGAUAAUUCCAACAUCGAUUAUCACUAUCGUCUCCAUCACCGGAUUCUUUACACCGGCAUCGACAGACGACGACCGUACCGAAAAAAUUAAUUUGGGUAUUACGACGCUGCUGGCGAUGUCCAUUCUUAUGCUUAUGGUUUCCGACCAAAUGCCGACAACCAGUGAAUUCGUCCCUCUGAUAGCAUGGUUCUACCUAUCCAUCAUAAUUAUCGUCAGUAUUGGAACAUUCCUCACCAGCGUCGUGCUCUCUGUUCAAAGUCGAAGGCAGUACGGGCGGAAUCCACCACUAUACAUUCGAUAUUAUUUCUUUGUUGUCAUUCCAUCGUUCAUAUACGUCAGUGUACCACCAGCGUUGGAGAAUUUGUGGUCCGAACUUGACGAUGAUCCACUGAAUGCAUGGCGACGACGACGGCGAUCACCUUCUCCUGGUAUUCACAAAACUGAAUCUCUAUACAAAGAGCAAACACCGAUAUCUCCUCCUCCACUGGAGCGGAAUUCAACGCUGCGGAUCCCUCGGCAAGGGCUGGAUCGAUUCAGUUCGAUUCAAAUGAUCGAUGUCUCCGUGCCACCAUCGCCGGCGAUUUCACGGAUCUCACGAACACCGUCAACGGCACAAUCACAAAAACUCACAUUAUGGGAGGGUACGAUGAGUGCGUUAGCAGGAAACAACGUGCAGUUACGUCGUACAUCAGCCGCAUACUCUAAAGAAGUGGAUGCAAUGCGAAGGAAACGGCAAUGCUCAUUGGAGUGGGAGUUCCUUGCCACAGUACUCGAUAGGUCUGGUGUUUAUUUAAUAUCUCAUUAUUAUCAAAAGCCAGUCAUCCUACUUACUAUAAAGCGCUUAGUCUGUCUGUCUGUCUGUCGUCUGUCUGUAUGUCUGUCACGAAAUUCCUUAGCUCCUUUAGAUCUGCCUGAAGAGACCGGGUCAAGCGUGGGAUGGGUGGGCCAUAUCCCGAGAAGUAUAAACACACAUCAGCUUGGCGGAGCCCCGCCCCGUGCAUCGAAAUGA
This is a messenger RNA of Haemonchus placei, 3336 nucleotides long. The record is from the annotation of a GenBank genome assembly. NCBI's taxonomy places the organism in Eukaryota, Metazoa, Nematoda, Chromadorea, Rhabditida, Trichostrongylidae.